This is a messenger RNA of Penicillium vulpinum, 2799 nucleotides long. Its product is annotated as putative Ras guanyl-nucleotide exchange factor RasGEF. The transcript has 6 exons. NCBI's taxonomy places the organism in Eukaryota, Fungi, Ascomycota, Eurotiomycetes, Eurotiales, Aspergillaceae. Gene Ontology annotation, biological process: Ras protein signal transduction; positive regulation of GTPase activity. Gene Ontology annotation, molecular function: guanyl-nucleotide exchange factor activity. The coding region runs from base 1 to 2799 and encodes 932 amino acids. Gene Ontology annotation, cellular component: plasma membrane. The record is from RefSeq and is a predicted model, not a curated record.
AUGAUCUCGCAGCAAUCCCGCCGAGAGAGAGCUUACAGCGACAAAGCUCAAGCAAUGUCUGUUACAGCUCCACAAAGGCCAGGCAUGGGAAGCCGAACUUCUUCAGCUCCAGGGGGCCUUUAUCAACUCGAUGAGGCAUGGAAGCCAGAGACAGGGACGAAAGUCGAACACACAUUGCUGGAGGAGGAUGAGGGGUCGCCAAUUGCGGGCGACUUGAUCAAGCGCACAGGACUUCGUCAGCAGGAUGAAUCUUCCAAGAGCGGUUUCCCUGAAGUGACCAUUGCAGUGGCCGGCGAAGAAAAUGCCGGGAAAACUAGCUUUGUCAAAUGUGCCCUGGAUAUGAAGAAUUCACCUGCCUCCUCUAUGAACAAGAAGAAAAUGUCGUUGAACGGAUCGGUUUACAUUGUGCAUCUGAUAGAAGUCGACUUGACCCAGGUUCAAUUCGACCAGGACAAGAGGAUCAUCUGGCCGCGUACAGGGCGCGACAAUUCUGCGCCAGUCAUUGACGGGGUUUUGGUUCUACAUGAUGCCACCAAGCCGGAUCGGCUCUCAUUAACCACGAAGCUCAUUGACUCAUUGGCUGCCUCGGAUCUUCCUUUCUUGCAGGUCGCCUGUAAAUGCGAUGUCAAUUCUGAACCUUUGGAAGACAGCGAAGUGGAUGUGGAUGAGAUUCAUGACCGAUACGAGAUCUAUCGAACAUCGUUUUCCUCGCCUCGAUCUCAACGCAUUUGUAUAGCGUUGGUUUUGCGUGCAGUUAUUUCAACCCGAGAAGAUCUGUCUAAUUCAGAUAUUCCUCUGGUUUCAAACCCGAGAACAAAUAAACCCAAUCACUACGAUUGGCAUCAUACCCGUUCCAACUCGGAAACCCCCUCAGCCGUGUUCACAGCCGCUGGCGGCCCACAAACGGCCUCGGAUCAAUGUGUCGAUGGGGAUGGUGAGAACCGUCUCGCAAUCGACGGAAACCACUUGCAGCAUACGCCCAAUUCCCACCGUUAUGCCCGCAGUAACUCCCAACCGGUGCGACCGCAGACUCCGCCAUCCGGCGCGCGUUUAAAUCCCCGCAGCCCGUCAGCACAGGAAGCACAAGAACAAAACUCGCUCAAUCACGAUAGCCGUCAGCAACGAUUGCAUACCGCCUGGCGACAUAGUGGAGGAUCAGACGCUUUCAACAGUUUCUUAAACAUGGAUGACGAGGUAGAUGAUGGGCAGAGCCGGCCCGCGAGCCCUGGCGCAGUCGUGCGACCAAAGCCAAGCAGCGAGAGCAACUCGAGUGCAGAAACGGGUUUAUCGUUUGAUGAGCUAGUUGACCGUUUGAUUUCCCUGCCAUUGUCGAAACAAGACCACAAGUUCCGUUCUACAUUCUUAUGUUUGUACCGAAAGUUUGCCGCCCCUGCAAGUCUCUUAGGUGCCUUGAUAAGCCGAUUCGAGCGAAAUGAGAUGAGCAACGAUGAUCAGCUGGCCCGAAUGGCGGAUCAGCUGCGAUUGCUCGAUGUCAUGGCUGAAUGGGCCUCGGACUAUCCUGGAGAUUUCGCUCAUCCUAAUCUUCGCAAGCGGAUCCUUGAAUUUGUCGCUAUACUUGAAAAGAGCCACUUCUACAUGUUCGCUGCCAAAGAGAUCGGAUCUCAAUUAGACUCAAAUGCAGAAGAUGAUGAUGUUGGUUGGGCAUACGGGGGUGACAGUGAUGCCGAUGACUCUCCACUGGUUGAGACAUUCUUCGAUAACUCCGGCCGAAGUUCUCCAGCAGGGGCUCUUACUGCCGCUGGCUCUGGCUCUGGCACUAACACCUACGACACCGAAGAAGAACAAGAUCCCAUCUACAGUAUGAGUGCGCUGGAUCUCAGUAAUGGACCGCAUGACUCGACAUCACGACUCUCGGGCACUCUUUCAGUCUCAUCAAACCAUGAGAAACCUAAUACCACCACCAGUCAGUCAUUCACAUUGCUGAGCCUCGAAGCAGCCCAAAAAGAGGCUUUGCGUCUUGAAUUAACCCAUAAGACUUUACUUGGCAAACUCCAAUGGCGGAUUUUCAUGGACGCCCCAGAAGAAGAAUUCGCACGAGAACUGACACGGAUUGACUGGAUCAUGUACAACUCAUUCCGGCCGCGUGACCUUGUGCGUCAUGUCAGCCUCUCGGGCAUAGACAAGGAUACGAUCAAGAGCUUGACGAACGUUAACCGGAUGAUCAAACAAUUCAAUCAUCUGGCCUUCUUUGUAGCCAGCCUCAUUCUCUUACGCGAUAAGCCUAAGCAUAGAGCGCAGGCGCUUGAGAAGUUCAUGAACAUCGCAGUGAAACUCCGACGCCAAAACAACUACAACUCCUUGGGUGCUGUAAUUGCCGCCAUCAACGGCACCCCCGUCCAUCGCCUCACGCAAACUCGAGACCUGAUCCCCAUCCCAGUCCAGAAAGAGUUUAUGCGUCUGGUCAUCCUCAUGAGCACCCAACGAAGCCACUUUGCCUACCGCCUUGCCUGGGAGAAUUCUUUCUCAGAGCGAAUCCCAUUCCUACCGCUCCAUCGUCGUGACCUUGUCUCUGCUGAAGAAGGCAACAAGACAUUUUUCGGCGAGAACAAAUCUCGCAUCAACUGGAAGAAAUUCGAGGUCAUGGGUGAGGUUGUUCUUGGCAUCCAACGAAGCCAGAAGAGCCCUCAUCCCCAGGCUCAGAAGUUCGAUGAUAUCGAGCGACUGAUCCUGGACUCGAAGCUCUCUGGAGACGAAGAGGACUUGUAUGCUCGUAGCUUAUAUGUCGAGCCGUCCACGGGAGCCGAGGGACGAAGGAAGUUCGGCUGGUUGCGCUCUUGA